AUGGAGUUAAUGCAAUUGGAUGAUGAGCAUAUCAACCUGCUAAAGGCUGUACUAAAUUCCUUUAUGCGCGAUCCUAGCCGUUUUAUUGAUGAUACAUCAGUUGAAAAAUUGUUAUCAUGGUUAUCUACUGUAUGUCGCUGUGAAAUACAGGUUGAAAGACUGGGCCAAGAUUGGAUCUUGCAAUUUAUUUAUGAUAGCCUAGACCAAGAUAAGGCAGUUAUUACAGCUUUCGCUAUAAGACUGAUAGGCAUGUUAGCUGCAUGGCCUUUCUAUUUCCAACGUAUGCAAAAUCUAAGGCAAUAUAAUCUACUCGAUUUGUUGGCUUCCAUGCCUUCACAAUCUAGUUGGAAGUCAGCUACCGUUCGGGAUGCAUAUUUUAAAGCAGCCAAUAAUUUAAUACCUUGUCGUCGAAGUUUUAACUGGAUUGUUGCUAAAGAUAUGGUAACGGUUGGCUUGUCUGCGCUUGGUGAUGAUAGUAUAUUUGUUAUGAAGAGUGCGAUUAACUUUGUUGUCCAAUAUCUAUUGUGGCACGGUAGACAUCAUUUUCAAGAGCACAGCUGUGAUCAAGAACCUAUGGAUUUGCAAUAUUAUAAUGACGUAAUCAAUGAAAUCAGCAACUUGCUUACCCAGUCUAAGCUAUCUUUGGCUAGUAUUGAUAGUCAGUUGGAAUUAUCAAUAUGCAAUCCAAAGCUUCUAUCUGAGAUCCUCUACCGUCCUCUACAUUUGGUUAUGUAUGGGAUGUUCACUAGGGAUGAACAAGAUGUUAGCUUAGAAAGAUCUAUUGACAUUUCUUUGGAUAUUUUAAAAGCGCCUAUAUUGGCAGAUGGUUACCAAGAUCUAGUUUCGGCAACAUGGAUUAAUUCUGUCGUCGUACUGUUCGCCUUGUGUAGUUGUCCGUCGUUGUUAACUAAAGAAACAAUUAGUAAAGUUAAUGAUAAUAUUACUGGCAGUAUAAAAAUUGCGAGGGCUGCAUUAGAUUUUGUAUCUCAUUCUAUUAAACAAAUUAAAAUCAUCCGACAAUCGCAACUACCAUUUUGCCCCUUGUUAGGUGAAGCAAUUGACCCUGUCUAUGUUAUAUUAGCCGCUAUCAACCAAAUUGAUCUAGAGGAGGCGAUCUUAAUUAAAAGCUUGAAUCUGUUAUCGGAAAUCUUGUUAGAGUUAAACGAUGAUGAAAUUAUCUUACUGUUAGAUACAUAUAGAAUUAGCAGCAAUCAGGGAAACAAAGAAAUAUACCAGCAAGUAAUCAAUGGUGAUCUGGUUGAAAAAAUUUGGAAACUCUCAAAUGAUGAUGAAGGAUUCGUUAAAGCAUCGGCGUUAAAUUCUAUGUGCCAGCUAUGCAGUGCUAUCUCUAAACCUGAUGAUCUAGAUCCAGUGUUCAAAGAAAAUAAGAUUUCUGAUGCAGUUUUUCAAAUUAUAUUAAAUGAUACGGAAGCUUUAGCAAGACGCAGUGCAAUCGAUCUUGUGAUUCAAUGCUUCAAGUAUGGAUUUAUAUUAAAAGAUGUAGGCAAUUGUGCAAGUGAGACAGCUCAAGAUAUUAUAAACGUAUUAAGAAAUGAAAGUAAUAUUACUAGUACUCUACGUCAAAGCUGCCAUGAUUUAGACUGGGAAGUUAAAAGACGCGGACUUUUGUUUUGGAAAGCAUUUAUUGAGCGACACUGGCAAGAAAGUUGUACUGAGGCUACAGCGAAACAUUACACUAUAACUAGUCAUAAUAGUAAGAUUAUAUUAUCACUGGUACUUAGCGGGUGUGCUAUUGCACUUCAGGAUGCAAUAGAGGACUGCGAUGUUGUCAUCCGGCAGGAGAGUUGUGCUAUACUAUUAUCUCUGCAAACUAAAUUGAAUCUUGACCUAUUGGCAGAUUCUAAAGCUGCAAUUACUGAGCAAUUAAGGUUUAUUCCUGGUUACUUUAUAAAAUUUUAUAUCUUAUGGUUUUAUUCAUUGUAA
This is a messenger RNA of Trichoplax adhaerens, 1944 nucleotides long. RefSeq lists its product as uncharacterized. Bases 1 to 1944 code for a protein of 647 amino acids. The transcript is spliced from 9 exons. NCBI's taxonomy places the organism in Eukaryota, Metazoa, Placozoa, Uniplacotomia, Trichoplacea, Trichoplacidae. Gene Ontology annotation, biological process: positive regulation of protein phosphorylation; DNA damage response; cell population proliferation. The record is from RefSeq and is a predicted model, not a curated record. Gene Ontology annotation, cellular component: nucleus.